Messenger RNA from Pygocentrus nattereri (red-bellied piranha), 1391 nucleotides. RefSeq names its product dCMP deaminase (gene dctd). Bases 125 to 730 code for a protein of 201 amino acids. Gene Ontology annotation, cellular component: cytoplasm. The record is from RefSeq and is a predicted model, not a curated record. Gene Ontology annotation, biological process: dUMP biosynthetic process; dTMP biosynthetic process. The transcript has 6 exons. Gene Ontology annotation, molecular function: dCMP deaminase activity; zinc ion binding. NCBI's taxonomy places the organism in Eukaryota, Metazoa, Chordata, Actinopteri, Characiformes, Serrasalmidae.
AAGUGGCCAGGCUCCUCAUAAACCGGCUCUGGUUUUUGCUACUUCAUCUCACGUGUUCUGCUGGAAAGACGCAAAUCUAGUCUAAAGUAAAGGUUGUUGCAGUUUUUCUUGGGGGAUAAAAGGGAUGAAUAAAGAAGAAAACCAAGAAACUCCUUCGUGUAACGUGAAGCACAGUGACGGCCAGAUGAAGAAGAGACAGGACUACCUAGAGUGGCCUGAAUAUUUUAUGGCUGUUGCCUUCCUGUCUGCUCAAAGAAGCAAGGAUCCGAGCUCUCAGGUUGGUGCCUGUAUUGUGAACCAAGAGAAUAAGAUUGUGGGUAUCGGCUACAAUGGAAUGCCCAAUGGCUGUGAUGAUGACCUCCUGCCCUGGUCUCGCUCUGCUGAUGACAAACUAGACACCAAAUACCCAUACGUGUGCCAUGCAGAGUUGAACGCCAUCAUGAAUAAGAAUUCUGCAGAUGUGAAAGGCUGCUCCAUGUACGUGGCUCUCUUCCCCUGUAAUGAGUGUGCAAAGCUAAUCAUCCAGGCAGGUAUAAAGGAGGUCAUUUACCUGUCAGAUAAAUAUCACGACACUCCAGAGAUGACCGCCUCCAGAAGACUGCUGAAGCUGGCAGGAGUCCAAUAUAGGCAGUUUACGCCAAAACGAGGCCAGAUCAUUAUUGACUUUAACUCCAUCAAUCACUCUGGAAUGGACAGUGUGACUAUGACUGAGAAGGUGCACUCCCAGUAACAGCCAGCCUUUACUGAACAACUGAACUAUCGAACAUUACUAAAAUACCAAACAUUACUAAAAUACUAACCGUUACUGAAAUAAAUGCCACAAUAAUGAAAAUUUGUGAAAUAGUUCUUCGUUGCUUUGACUGUGUUAUUAGUGUUAGUAUUUUUCUGUGUGUUAUGUAUAUGUUGUCACUGUCCAAGGAAAAACAAUUAUCUCCAAAAUAGUAACUUUACAGGGGAGGGCAAAAACAUUAUCUACCUUCAACACAAGUUAAGGCUAAUAACUUUCAUUCACAGCAAUUUUGGAGCCCAUCUAGUGGUCAUCAUGACAUUUUCAUAUAAAGUAAAGGCUAGCUGCUGAACUUAAAUUAUGCAGGAAACUAAAAAGUGCAAGAAAUGGGAAUACUUUUAAUACUUUUUUUUUUUUUUUUAGUUUGAUGACUUUGUAGUUUGAUGUUCACUACAUGUACAGAAACCUCUAAGAGCUUUUUUCUUUUUAGAAGUACUGAUCUAGGUCAAUCAAAACGUUGGUACUUUAUUUAGUGUCUCGGGAAUAAGUUUAAGGGUUGUUAUGUUAAACUUUUAUGAAACCUUGAAGAAUCAAAGGGAUUGUUGUGUUUUUAAAUACUGUACCUGAAAGGCUGAUUGAAAUUAAAUUUAGUUGAAUGCUGUUA